Molecule: messenger RNA, 1926 nt
Organism: Symbiodinium necroappetens
Lineage: Eukaryota; Dinophyceae; Suessiales; Symbiodiniaceae
Source: the annotation of a GenBank genome assembly
AUGGGUAUUCGAGAUGGCACAUGGUUGCAGGCCUUUUCCCUUUCCCAUCGCCGGGUUCGAGGUUACUGGCCCAAUUGCGUUCGCUUCCUACAAUUGGCUUACGAAUCUUUGAGGGAACCUUGGGAACCUGCUUUCUGGGUUGAUAAGGCUCUGGAUCGGCCCGCUUGGCUUUCCUUUACCCAGUCGUGGUUGACCUUCAAAUCCUUAAGCCCUUCUAAGUUCUACUCUGACCUUUGUGAUGUGGAUUUGUAUGGUCGCUGCUUACUUCAGGUUGGCGAUAUUUUCAAGCUUCUUCCCUUUCGUCAUGUUCCCGUUGAGCCACCCUAUGGGACGUCCUUUGAGGUUGUACCAGAAGCGGAAGCCGAGAUUGAUGCUGACUGUUUGCAAGUCUGUUCGGACGGUGGCUGCAAGCAUGGCUGUGGCUCCCUUGCGGUAACGUUUCUAGCCCCCUAUGCACCCCUGGACGACGCGGUAAUUCUCCAAAGUCGUAUUGAGGGUCAGUGUACUAACAUCAAAGCGGAGCUCCUAGUGUCAGGACAGAAUGCUGAGCUUGCUAUCUUUGUGAUUUGCAUGGCCGGGACACUUGGCCUGCUUUAUCACAUUAUGCAGACACAGAAAAGGCUGGCGCUGACGAUCCAUGCCAUGCGAAUCACGAUGCAAGAGAUUCAGUCUCAACAGCUGUAUCUGCAACAAGCGCUGCACUCGCAGAACCAAGAUUUGUCGUUCUAUCAAGAAAAGCUUUUUGGCAAGAUGGAGGACAAGUUCUUGGCAGAACUGUAUGAGCAGUGCCAAGUGUUGGCUCAGUUCUUCAAGCCUGCAAACCUUGCCACAGCUGGAUCAAUGAUGGUGCAAGACAUCGUGACUCAAGUCACUGAGCUCUACACCCAGCAAGAUGGCAAUGGCGAUGGAGAUGGACAACAAGGGGACUCCCAGGCUACAAAAAAGCAACUCCUUGAGGUUCUCGCAAAGCUCGGCCAACUACAGACGGCCCAAGCUGAGAUCACCUCUAUCCACAAGCUGCUGAACGGCCACUCUGCAGAUUUUGACAAGCUAAGUGCUAUCGGCAACAGGGUCACAGAAACCCAUGGCCUGUUGCUCCAGAUCAAUGGAGAUGUGGCCACAGCAAAGGUGGUGACGGAGCAGACAGACAGACUGCAGAAGGUUUUGGAGCGAAAACUUGAAGACCUGACGGAGAAAACAGCUGUCAUUCGGGCUUUGAUGGAUCAACACAGAGACAAAGUCAUCUCCACGGUGAAGGAUAACACAGGGUGGAUUUCCAAGAAUGUGGGGGAUGUGUUGAGUCUCUUGCGCACGUUGGCGCCGAUGCAGCAAAAGACGCUGGAGAUGAUGGGAGCUGGCCAGGAUGGUUCGAGACAGGCCCAACAGACGCUCCUGUCUUGCGCGGAGGCGGUUCAGACGUGUGAGGAUCGCCUUGUGCGCCUAGAGAGCCUUUGCACUGGCAUUGUCGAUCAACAGAAUGAAAUGGACCAAAGCCAUCGUGGGGCCUUCGAUUCCAUUCUGCAAGAGCUCCCGACGCUCCAAGAGGUGCUUUCCCGCCUACCGAAACUCCCUGUGCGGAAGCCGCCCGCGGAGAAGGCAACGGAAGCCACUUCCAGCACAUCAAGCCAGCAAGCUCACCCUACCACUCCGCCGACUACGCUUGGGCCACAACCGCCUCCACAAGUGGCAGCCAACCCGACGCCAACUGUCAUCCCCGUGUCGAUUGACACUGGGCUUCAGAGUGCAGCACCGAGUGGAGGCAUUCAGCUCAGGUUGUCGGAACACGUGAAUGCAGUUGCACCGCAACCGCAGCCGCAGUUUGUACUUGGUGGCGAAAGCAGGGCCCCCAAUUUCCUGAUCACGCCGAUACCGGCACCAUCCCCAACAUCUGGGAAUGAUUUGCUUCGGGCCAUGCUUCGCCAAUGA